UCCGCCAGCCGGCAGCAUGCGGCCCCUGCUCUGCGCGCUGGCCGGGCUUGCCCUGCUCCGCGCCUCGGGUGCCUUCACCGCUGCUGAACCCUUCAUCCCCUCCCGAGGAGACCCAGCUCGGACUGCAGGGUGUGACAGACACAUGGCUGUCCAUGGCCGGUUAGACGUCAUAGAGGAGACGGUGGAGAAGACAGUGGAGCACCUGGAGGCAGAAGUGAAAGGCUUGCUGGCUCAGCUGGAGGAGCUGGCUUGGAAUCUGCUCCCGGGCCCCUUCAGCCUGAUCCCCGACCUCGCAGAGGAGCCGGUGAGCAGCUCAGAUCGCCUCUCAGCACCAGAGCAGGAGCCACCCAACAGCUGGCAGUGAUACAACAGCUCUCCUCUGAGAACAGAGCCGUGAGCUCUGGCCUGCCGUCCUCAGCUUUGUGCAAAAUAAAAGCUACUCCUUUGGUC
Molecule: messenger RNA, 450 nt
Organism: Aethalodelphis obliquidens (Pacific white-sided dolphin)
Lineage: Eukaryota; Metazoa; Chordata; Mammalia; Artiodactyla; Delphinidae
Gene: PLAC9
Product: placenta associated 9
Exons: 4
Coding region: 17-364 (115 amino acids)
Source: RefSeq, a predicted model, not a curated record